Diaporthe batatas is the source of this 882-nucleotide messenger RNA. RefSeq lists its product as uncharacterized. Gene Ontology annotation, molecular function: protein kinase activity; ATP binding. Gene Ontology annotation, biological process: protein phosphorylation. The transcript has a single exon. Bases 81 to 857 code for a protein of 258 amino acids. NCBI's taxonomy places the organism in Eukaryota, Fungi, Ascomycota, Sordariomycetes, Diaporthales, Diaporthaceae. The record is from RefSeq and is a predicted model, not a curated record.
ACAUCUUCUCCAAGGGGCAAAUUGUCACCGACUCCGGGCCACACGAACUCUCGGCCAGCACUCGACCCGCAGUUGUCGCAAUGAGCGGUAUGGAGAAUGAACCGUGGCCACCGGUACCUCCAGACACGACAUGGGAUAACAUGGCAGCAGACGAAGUCCUCGAGGAUCCAUAUCACCCUUUUGCUGUAAAUCAGAACCAACUGUACAAAACCAAGGACGGCACGAAGGUGUAUAAGAUGGGCGGGAUGCAUCGAGCAUACAUCCUGCACAUAGCAGCCGGGGACUGUGCAAUUAAGACUCAUGGGAGAGUACUCAAUAGGGUUCCGGAAGGAACGAUAUAUUUUGACGGCUAUUUCAUGGAAAUGGCAACACCGCUUUCACACGCCACGACCUCAUCGGCAAAUCGCAAGCAGGCCAUUCGGGAGAUGAUCGAGGCUAUCAAGACGCUGCACAACAGACACAUCAUACAUGGCGACGUGAAGCUUGAGAACAUGCUCCUAGACGCUGAAGGCCAUGUCAAACUCUGCGACUUUGAAGAAGGGCUCUUUGAGGACGAGGACGAGGACGUCUGGGAAGGCAGUGUAACGUUGCACUAUUUGUCGCCGAACAGGACUCGUAGAGGGGAUGAUUUGGGCUGUGACGCGCCACCGAGGAAGGAGGAUGAUAUCUACGGCCUGGGCUUGAGUAUCUGGUCACUUUACACGGGCCAGAUUCCCUUCGAGGAAAUCGCACGGGAUGACGUUGCUCUUGCAGAGGUUGUCUUGCCGGGGGGAACGGUGGAUGUCAACUUGAUCGACGAUGAGGAGAUUAGGGAUCUUGUGAAGGGUUACCUGAGGCAGGGGGGAGCUCGCAUUUAGGGAAGAGUUAAAGAAGGGAAAGCGG